Messenger RNA from Linepithema humile (Argentine ant), 1252 nucleotides. Lineage: Eukaryota; Metazoa; Arthropoda; Insecta; Hymenoptera; Formicidae. The record is from RefSeq and is a predicted model, not a curated record.
GCAGAUCCAUUAGAUCAUCAUAUUUUCUACAUGAAAACAGAUAAAGCGCAACCAAUAAGAGCAAAAGUAUCGCCCAUGUUCACACCGAGCAAACUUAGGAGUAUGGUUCCUAUAUGCCUAGAACGCUCGAAAAAUUUCAAAGAUUGGUUGGACACACUGUUAUCGCGAAAUGAAGAGAUAAAUUAUAGCGAUAUGAUAGAAAAAUAUAUCAGUGACUUGAGUACUACUUGUCUAUUUGGUUAUGACUUGGAGGCUCUCAAAGAUGGUGAAAAUAAAGUUUUACAACAAAUAAGAAAGGCAGUUAGUGCCAAUACAUGGAAAAAUAUAUGCAAAUCAUUGCUACCAAAUAUAGUAAUGCAGAACAAAUUAUAUGAUUUAAUCGGUUACUAUAUGUUUGGCAAUGCGCAAGAAUGGCAAUUUUUUACCGCGUUAGUCAAAAAUAUUGACAGUUACAGAAAAAAACAUGGUAUUGAUAGGCACGAUCUUACUAACGUGAUCAUGGGAUUGAAACAAAACGAAAUUACGGAUCAGUUGGUUGUUGCAAAUAUUUUUGCAUUUAUGGCCGCAUCUGAAACAUCUUCUGCAACGGCAACUAAUACUAUGUAUGAAUUAGCUUUAAACCAAUCAAUCCAGGAUAAACUCCGCGAAGAAAUCAAAAGUGUACGCGCAAGCAAUAAAGAAAAGCAAAUAACAUAUGAUGAUAUAAACACAAUGUCUUACUUGGACGCAGUAUUUAAAGAAACGCUCCGAAAGUAUCCGAUAGCAGAUGUAAUAGGGAGACAGGCUAUAUCAUGCUACACUUUUAGAAAUUCUAAAGUCACCAUCCCGAAAAAUCAACUAGUUGGUAUACCUGUUUGUGGUAUUCAUUAUAAUCCAGAUAUAUAUCCGAAACCAGAAGUUUAUGAUCCUGAAAGAUUCAUCGAUCCAAAAACAAAAAAUUCCAUGCAUUAUUUCCCCUUUGGACAUGGUCCAAGAAAUUGCAUUGGUGAACGGUUUGGCAUACUAGAAACAAAAAUAGUGCUUAUUACUAUUAUAGAGAAUUACAAAGUGGAACCAUGUGAAAAUACAAAAAUGAUAUAUAACUGGGAAAAAAUAGUUCAACAAACAAGAAGCAUGUAUCUUAAAUUGACUAAGAUCAAUUGAUGUUUAUGCCUAAUCUUCAUAUCUUGCACUAAUGUGUUAAUUACUUAGUUGUUCAAAUAUUAACAAAACUGAUUUUGUUAAAGUAAUAAGAAAAGCAUUUAUUCGGAAA